AUGGCCACCCAGAGGGCAGGUCCCGAGGGAUGUGAAAGCCAGACGGCUGAGGAAGGAGAGAGCCGCAUCCCUCUGGGCAAGGAGGGGACGAAACGGGCUGCGCAGCUGGUGCAGAGGAAUCCGUUAUCUUCAAAGAAGAGAAGACACAGCUCCCGUGGGCGCACCCGGAAAUCUCAUCGCCAUCGUCACCGCCGCUGCCACUCUCGCUCAGAGAGCUCCGACUCCCACUCCCCCAGCUGCCGAAGAAGGCACAGAGCCAGGUCGCGGGAGGAAGGGCGUAAAACACGGCGAAGACGCUCCCGGCACCACUCAAAGAUCAUGGCAAAGCGAAGCUCCUCUGCAGAGGUUCAGGCCAGCCAAAAAGCCAGCCAAAGCCUCCCGCUCUACAGCUUCCUGUCUCCUAAGGAAGUAAUCUCUCAGUCAGGGUCUUCUGCUGACCUCUUUACCAAAACAGACAGCCCGCCUGGCAUCCUAGCCAGCCAGAAUGGAGAGUAUCAUGAAUAUGACUCAGGAAACGAUACUUCCUCCCCUCCCUCCACUCAAACGAGCUCAUCCAGGUCAAAGGACAGCCAGGAGAAAAGAAGUCUAGUCCAUGAUGGCUUUGGCCAUGCCUUCUCGUCCGGGAAGCCCAAACUGGCCAACAGCGAUAACAGCUCUGAUUCAGGAAAUUCCUUCACCAGUUGCUUUUCCCACACCAAGGGAACAGCUUUGGAAAAUCUGUCUCCAGAUGCCCAGGGACAAGACCGAAGAGGGUGCCUGUCCUUGUGCCUCGGCUGUUCGGAGGAGAAAAAGCGAAGCUUCCUCCCGUCCCCAACGCACAGCUCCCCGCUGAGGCCGUGUUCCCGCAGCGAGUCGUACACCAGCACGGACAGAUCCUCCCCAGGCUCCAGCCGUUCCAGCCGCUCCCGCUCCUCACGCCACAAGGCCUCCCCCAGGUACUCCCGAAGCAGGUCCUGCUCUUCAGGAAAGAGGUCUUCUUCACGUUCCCCCAGCUAUUCCUCCAAAUCCUGCAAAAGAAGUCCUGGGAGCAGGAGUUCAAGACUUCGUCGGAGCCCCAGUUACUCCCGCUACAGCCCUAGCAGGGACCGCGAGAGAGAGCACAAGUACAGCUCCAGCGAGAAGGAGGCACACAGGGAGCGUGACCGGCAGCGGCACCGACGGUCCUAUUCCCCCCUGAGGAAACGCAGGAGAGACUCUCCCAGCCACCUCGAAGCUCGGCGCAUCACGAGUGCCCGCAAACGCCCCAUCCCCUACUACCGUCCCAGUCCCUCCUCGUCCAGCAGCGCCAGCAGCUAUUCCUCCUGGUACAGCAGCUUUAGCCGCUCCCCGAGCCGGAGUCGGAGCUACUCCAGCUACCGGACGAGCCGGAGCCGAAGCCGGGGCAGCAGCCAGAGUUCGGGCACCAGGAGCGGCAGGAGCAGGAGCUCUGACUCAGGAGGCAGCUCCGACAGCCUGCGUCGCUAG
Apaloderma vittatum (bar-tailed trogon) is the source of this 1464-nucleotide messenger RNA. RefSeq names its product serine/arginine repetitive matrix protein 4-like. The record is from RefSeq and is a predicted model, not a curated record. NCBI's taxonomy places the organism in Eukaryota, Metazoa, Chordata, Aves, Trogoniformes, Trogonidae. The coding region runs from base 1 to 1464 and encodes 487 amino acids. Gene Ontology annotation, molecular function: mRNA binding. Gene Ontology annotation, biological process: mRNA processing; regulation of RNA splicing; neuron maturation. The transcript has 10 exons. Gene Ontology annotation, cellular component: nucleus.